Nezara viridula (southern green stink bug) is the source of this 1925-nucleotide messenger RNA. NCBI's taxonomy places the organism in Eukaryota, Metazoa, Arthropoda, Insecta, Hemiptera, Pentatomidae. The record is from the annotation of a GenBank genome assembly.
CGGCUGGAAAUGGGCGGUGUUGGGAUUUAUUUGGCAAACUUCAUUUUAACAUCUAUUUCAUAGAUCACUAAAUAACACCUCAGCAGACUUGUGUAUGGCAAUGAGACAUUGAAUUUUGAUGCUUAUCAAAGGUAUACCUUAAUCCAUUAACAGAUGGUAAACCUAUGUGACUUCAUAGUUCAUUCUUUGUUUUGAUUUAGAUGAUAUGCUCAUAAUUUUCCCAGUUCCAGAACAGAUUGAUUUAUUAUGGCAAGUUUUUUUCUGCUGCCUUUGGAACUGAAAGAAUACAUUUUCAAAUUUCUGUCUGGACAAGAUUUAUGGACAUGUUUGAGUGUAUCAACUGAAUGGCGGAGGAUUUGUAAUUUUGAAAAACUAUGGAAAAAUAUUUGCCAUAAUGAGAGUAUUGCCAUUGAGUAUUUUCUCGAUGAAGAAGAAGACAAUUUCUUAACAUUGUGUAAGUAUGCUGUUUCAUGGAAGCUGAAUUCUUUGACAGUUGCCAAGUGGCGUACAAAUGGUUUUAAGGAGCACUUAAUCCCUUACAAAAAUUCUGAAGAACUAACUUGUCGGGGAAUUUUCACUUACAAAAAAAUGAUGGCUUUAAUAUCAUCCAAAUCUACUAAUGAUAACUCUGAUGAUUAUAUUCUUCAAAUUCACUCCUUUGAUAAGAAAUCAUAUUCUGUGGAUGAAAUUACUCUAUCAUACCCAAAACCUCAUGCUGUGACAAUUAACAAUAAUUAUGUUAUAAUCUCAAGUGGUAAUAUAGUGAUUAUUUAUAAGAAAGGUAAAGAUUAUAAACUGUACUUAGGCUUAGCCUUUGGUGAUGAUUCUAAAUUAUAUUUAGCCACUGAAGGUGUACCUGAAUUUGCUUUGUUAAAAUUGCAUACAAAACCCUAUGUACGCAUGGAGGCCUUGUUAAAUGAAUAUUUAUGGUUGUCAUGUUUGAAUACUUCCUUCCAUUUCUUGUAUAUUGUUAACUUAAAAACCCUUCAGUUAUUAGACCUUAAGAUCACGUCACGUUUUAUACGUGUCACUAGAAAAUAUGUUGUAGUUUCAACCAAUGAUGAGAUACUCUUAUUCACUCAUAAAGGAGAAUUACUGUUGAAAUUAAAUAUUCAAGGUAGGUUUAAAGCAACUGAUGAAUUCAUUGUAACAUCUCCAGAACAAGGGAAACCAUUAACCAUUUGGACUAUUAAAGGUAAAAGAUUACAUGUUAUACCUGGACCAGUGUUCUUUGAACUUGAUCCAGUUAGAAAUUGUUUGUAUGAGUGUACUAGAAAUGGUGAAGAAAAUUGUAAAUUAUCUGCAAUAUGUCUCCAAACUGGUGCUUGUGUAUGGAGUUCUGAAAUGAAAAAAUGUAGAUUGUCAGAAAUUGAUGAUAUGUAUCAAGUUUGUGAUAAGUUUUUAAUUAUUGAUUUGUACAAAGAAACUUAUACUCCAAACUUCCAUAACGCUUUUGUUUUUGAUUUAAAUAACAAAACAUUAUUAUAUAAGACUGCUUUAUCAGGUUACACUGUAAGAGUAUCUAAAAACUUAUGGGUUCUAAAAAGAGAAGAUGAGUUAAUUGUUCAAAUAUAUUAAUGUUACCACUUAUUGAUGAUUUAAAAUUUUAAUAGAUGUUAUUAGUAUUUAUAUAUUUAUUUUUAUUAAGAUGUAAUCGUUGUUUUAUUUUCAAACAAAUCUGUAUAUACUGAUUAAAUCAUUGUGUAUUUCAUAUUUAUAUCAAAUACAUGUUAUAUUUAUGCAAAACUACAUUUACGUUAAAUUCUGUUUACCUCUUCACAUUGAGGUUACCUUAAAAACUUGCUCAAUGGAAAAUCAUGUCUUGUUUUUUAUUUCAAUGAUGGUUCUGUCCAAUUAAAGAUAAUUCUCAGGUUAAUCAUUGAUGUGUAUAUUGAUUCCAGUCCCCUUGGCAUUUUAAAUUGUAA